Messenger RNA from Pediculus humanus corporis (human body louse), 159 nucleotides. RefSeq lists its product as uncharacterized. The transcript has 2 exons. The record is from RefSeq and is a predicted model, not a curated record. Bases 1 to 159 code for a protein of 52 amino acids. Lineage: Eukaryota; Metazoa; Arthropoda; Insecta; Psocodea; Pediculidae.
AUGCCCGUAGCCUUUGGUUUUACCAUUCAUUGUUUAUUCUCAAUAAAUGGGAAUCCCGUGACCGGAGAGGGUUACGACACUCAGGAUAAUCGAAGUGCAAAUCCAGCACCGACAAGAACUCGCAUUCCUCCAGGCGGUUAUUCUUCGGGAUUGUGGUAA